AUUCGAUCCCCUGUGGCUAAACGGCUGGGGACCAGGUGUGUCUGAAGGGCACGCAGCGCCCUCUUCUGGCCCCAGAGGGCCAGAACAUGCAGACCAUCGAGGCUCUCGACCUCUUAAACAACCACUCCAGGGAUCGGCACAACCGGGUGGAAGCAUCGCUGCUCCCUUCCGAGCUCCCGGCGAUCGCGGGCGGAGACCUGCGUAGGAGACUGGCCCUGAGGCCAAGAGGCGGACACCGGGUGGAGUCGCCACGGUUGGCAGCAGCAGGGCUCCACCUGUUGCAGUGUUUGAGCACUCCACAGAGAAGGCAGCUCCGGGCACCGACUUCUGCUCCCAGCCCCACUGGGCAGGGCAAGACCAUUUGAGAAGGGGAGCCCGGGACCAUCCUGAACCUGUCGCACAGAGCAGCGGUCCGCCCUCAUGCUGCUGCGGAGCCCGUGUGCCCAGUGGAGAUCCGAGCCGGCUGAUCUGCCCUUCGCACUGUCCCUGCAUCCGUGCGUCUGUCCCAGACCGGUCCCAGCCUCUGAGCCUUGGUUGUUCUGGUUGACAGAGGCUCAGCGGGACAUUGUCACCGAUACGCAAUACAGAUCCACCUGGAGAGGCACCGAAGACAGAGGACAGCCUGUGUCCCAGCCACCACAGCUUGGAAAGCAAUGUUCGGAGGAACCCGGACCUUGAUGUUAAGCUUACCCACCGAUUCUCUCUGGACCCACUACCUUUUCUUCAAGAUGAGUUCAAGUUUUAUGGAGUUUGCCUUGAAGGCACGCCACGCCCCCUCCCCAAUCUGAGCAAAAUUAGGAGCCCGGGUGAACCCCGGUCGCCCGCACCCCCACACCAAGCCGAAGCAGACUCCGUACCCCGACCCUCUGGUCUUCGGCCUUAAGGAGAACUCCAGAGCGGACGAGGAGGCGGCGGCGACAAAGCGGAUUCGAAACCACGAGUCCAGGCGGACGUGGGGAGCUGGCUCCACAGGAACAACGGAGGAGGCGGUGGCCCGGAGAUCCACGCCGCCUUAGGGAGCGCGCGGCGGGCAUGGGCGAGCCCGCAGGCAGAGCGGGCUAAGAUCCGCAGAGCCGGAUCUUACCAGGGGCGUGGGCACAAGUCCGCGGGCAGCGACCCUCGCGGGGUUGUCCUCCAGUGCCAUGGCUGGCCGCGGUUGCAGCUGCAGCCCCGGCCACCUGAACGAGGACAACGCGCGCUUCCUGCUGCUCGCGGGGCUCAUCCUGCUUUACCUGCUGGGCGGCGCCGCAGUCUUCUCCGCGCUGGAGCUAGCGCAGGAGCUGCAGGCCAAGCAGCGCUGGGAAGAGCGCCUGGCCAACUUCAGCAGGGGCCACAACCUGAGCCGCGAAGAGCUGCGAGGCUUCCUCCGCCACUACGAGGAAGCCACCAAGGCGGGCAUCCGCAUGGACAGCGUGCGCCCUCGCUGGGACUUCACGGGCGCCUUCUACUUCGUGGGCACAGUGGUAACUACCAUAGGGUUCGGGAUGACGACCCCAGCCACAACGGGAGGGAAGGUUUUUCUGAUCUUUUAUGGUCUCAUUGGAUGUGCGAGUACCAUCCUCUUCUUCAACCUCUUUCUGGAGCGGCUGAUCACCGUCAUCGCCUACGUCAUGAGAACCUGCCACCACCAGCAGCUGCGCAGACGUGGGACGGUAGCCCGGGACAACGGGAAGGCCCCUAGAAAGGGCGAGGCAGACAGCCUGGCUGGCUGGAAGCCCUCCGUGUACUACGUCAUGCUGAUCCUGUGCUUGGCAUCAGUAGCCAUCUCCUGUGGAGCCUCGGCUCUGUACACCACCAUGGAAGGCUGGAGCUACUUUGACUCCGUCUACUUCUGUUUUGUGGCUUUCAGCACCAUUGGCUUCGGGGACCUGGUGAGCAGCCAGAACGCUCAGUAUGAGAACGAAGGGCUCUACCGCUUUGUCAAUUUCUUCUUCAUCCUCAUGGGUGUCUGCUGCAUCUACUCCAUGUUUAACGUCAUCUCCAUCCUGAUCAAACAGACAGUGAACUGGAUCCUGAGGAAACUGGAUAGCGGGUGCUUCCCACAAUGCCAAAGAGGACUCCUGCGGUCCAGGAGGAACGUGGUGAUGCCGGGCAACAUCCGGAACAGGUGCAACAUCUCCAUAGAGACGGACGGGGUGAUGGAAAGUGACACUGAUGGGCGACGUCUCUCGGGGGAGAUGAUCUCCAUGAAGGACACCAACAAGGUCUCCCUGGCCAUCCUGCAGAAGCAGUUGUCCGAGAUGGCCAAUGGUGGACCCCACCAGACCAGCACAUCCUCCCGGGAUGAUGAGUUCUCAGGGGGCGUGGGAGCCUUUGCAGUAAUGAAUAACAGGUUGGCAGAGACCAGUGGGGACAGGUAGGGACCAGAAGUAGCUGCCACAUGAAGAAACCCAGGGCAAGUGGGGGAUAGGUCACUGCCACACCCCCAGGGACCUCAGCUGUGUCUCUGGCUGUUGGAAUUAGCAUCUCCAGUCCAGCUUUUGAAAUCUGACCUUGGCCCUGGGCAGCAGUAACCUCUCAAGGUUGGGGACUGGAGCCAUCUUCCCUGACUCUUACUUUACCCUUGAAUUCCCAAUUUCGCGUUUGGAAUUGUCUGGGGGAGAUGGGUUUCCGUCCAGCUUUGAUCCCCUACCCCAACCCGGUCAUGAUCCAUCCCUAGGGAGGGAAAGCCCCGAAAAGCCUGACUCUGUCAUGUAGUGUGAAUGGCGGCUGAACUUCACCCAGCCCCUCAAGAAAAGGCAGCGAACAUUCCCGAAUGCCUCUGGGCCUUGUUCUAUUAUUGGUUCCACUAAUAGGGAAAACAUCUAACUUUCUCUUUAUAUCUGCUUCUCUGUUUGGGAGUCUUGGUUUCGUUUUGUUUUGUUUCCUAUCUGACUAGUGUAUCUUUUUGGAUCUCAGAUGAUAAGGAAACCAAGUCUACCUUCAAACCUCUAAGUUGUAGCAAGAUGAAGGCAGUGAGUCAAAGAGGAGGAAAGCUCCCAUCUUGUAACUAAAGCCUACCGCUUACUGUGUUCUUUCUGAAUGGUUACACGGAUUAUGUCAUUUUACCAGGGCCUGGAGCCUGCUGUAAAGGCAACCGACUAUUUAUUAGAACUGAAAAUUUAAUAAAUUCGCAUUUUGUUAA
Molecule: messenger RNA, 3124 nt
Organism: Rattus norvegicus (Norway rat)
Lineage: Eukaryota; Metazoa; Chordata; Mammalia; Rodentia; Muridae
Source: RefSeq, a predicted model, not a curated record